GAAGUAUCCGAGUCAGGUGCUGUCGCCCGUCUACCAGAUGCAGCGAGUCAACGCAUGUCCAAGCGAACAUGUGUUGGCACUGGACUGGUGAUGAUUCAGGGAAUGGUUCAACUCAUACGGCCAUUCAACCGGGUUCGUUCAAUUGCAAUCGAGAAACUCUUGACUGUCAAUCUACUGUCUCGAAUAUCAAUUCAACAGUCGGGGAUCCUAGCUCCACCCGGAAAUGUCUCAUCGGCCACCCUGAAGACCAGAUCUCGCGUCCACUAAAAGUUUUGGAGUUCACAGCAGCUCGUCGUAAUAAUAGCUCGUUAUGCUCACGCUUUACGUAUGCCGGCGGUCGGUCCACAGCGGAGUCAGAUUCACCCCGGGCCGGCGUCGCUUGUUCGUUUCUAGCACGACGCCACGCUGCGUUGGCCAUUCCGAGCUGUGCUUUAUCAACUUUACAUACCCGGAUGGACGGAGGUGAGCCAAAUUGCCCGGACCCAACCCAUCAACGCCAAACAUCAUGGCCGAUCUAGAUUUCAAGGCCAUGCCGAAGAUAGAGGUAACCACAAGCUUUCCGGACUUCAUUGUCCUUUCAUGUCUUCUAUCUUCGCUGGUUGCUUGAGCCGUGUUCUGUAACAGGUGCAACUGAUAAGAUGACGAUUUGUUUGCGUUGCUCGUGGUUAUGCGCGAGAGAGGAGAGAGAGUUCUUCCC
This is a messenger RNA of Pseudomassariella vexata, 697 nucleotides long. RefSeq lists its product as uncharacterized. The coding region runs from base 69 to 518 and encodes 149 amino acids. Lineage: Eukaryota; Fungi; Ascomycota; Sordariomycetes; Amphisphaeriales; Pseudomassariaceae. The transcript has a single exon. The record is from RefSeq and is a predicted model, not a curated record.